UCUUUCUUGUUUUGACAACAAACGGUGGGGAAAGAAAGCACGUGUAUCAGGAAAUCUAAGGUCUCAGAUUACAUCCAAACUGACACAAUAAAAGAUGGAUGGAAAAAUAAAUCAAAACCCUUAAACUGGGAAUUACACUCCUUGUACUUGUUGCUCCCCCAAUUAUCCUGUACUUUUAAUUGAAGCAUGAAGUGCUGGUGAAGCCAAGUAUUGCUGUCCACGACUUCUCAGUAUUACAGGGGUUCAUGAACCCCAUUAAUUGUAGCUGUCUUUUCCCUCAAAUAAAAAGUCAAGGUCCAGAGAUCCAAUCAAAAGCCACAGUUCUUCAAGUUAAGUUCAAAGAUGAGAAGUCUGGAUAAAAUUUACCAAGUCUUAAGACCGGUAACAGACUUUUCAUGUGUCGUCGAAGGUUAGUCAUGUGAUGCUCCCUGUUUCACUUUGCUGUCAAAGGGGUACAGAAUCUAUCCACCACACAACUAGAAAGCAAAAACCCUGUCACAUGGAUUGCAUUUACUGAGCUGAUUCUGUUCAUGAACCCCAUAGAACACUUUUAUCGCUAUCUAGAAGCCUAGACUGCCUACUGAUAUCGAAAAGGUACCUAUGAUCCAAUUAAUUACUUUCGUCUUUCAGUAACUACUAACUGCAUAUUAACUUCGUAGGGUCGGGUUUCUGUGACCUGACAGCUUUGUCUUCACUUCCUUGCCAUUCAAAAGUACCUGUGGGCUCAAUUUCUGAUUGAAUCUUUCCCAGCACCAUUGCAGCUAUGCUAACAAAGUUUCUCAUUCCUCUCCUUCUUAUACAACUUGUAUCUUCAUCCAAGAAUGAUUUCAUCUUCAAAGGAUUUAAUGCAACAAACUUGAGCCUCAAUGGAGUAGCAGAGAUAACCUCUGAUGGCCUCGUGCAGCUAACCAAUAACACCGCGAAUGCCGUAGGCCGCGCCUUUUAUCCCUUUCUACUUCCUUUCAAGAACUCAAAAGCUAAGUCUGCCUCAUUCUCAACAACUUUUGUAUUUGCAAUAGUUCCACAAUACAAAGACAUCAGUGGCCAUGGGAUGGUUUUUGCCAUUUCUCCUACCAAGCAGCCUUUAGGUUCAGCCUCGGGCCCUUUCUUUGGCCUUUUCAAUGAUUCAAACAGUGGAAAGGAAACCAAUCAUAUUGUAGCCAUUGAGUUCGAUACCUCUAGGGCUGUGGGCCUUGGAGAUAUCGAUGCUAACCAUGUCGGUAUUGAUAUUAAUGGAGUCCGCUCACUUAAUGCAUCUUCAGUGGCCUAUUUUGACAAGGAGAAUAAGCCUAAGAGAUUAAAUCUGAUUAGUGGAAAUCCAAUGCAAGUUUGGGUAGAUUAUGGUGCAAAAGAUAUGAAGCUUGAUGUUAGAAUAACUCCAAUUGGUUUAUCUAAACCAAAAAUACCUCUGGUGUCAUCGAAGGUUGAUCUCUCCUCCAUUUACUUGGAUGAUAUGUAUGCGGGUUUCUCUGCAUCAACAGGAGAUGGCACCGCAUUUCAUUAUGUACUUGGAUGGAGCUUUAGUUUGGAUGGGAAUGCCCAAGAUCUUGAUAUAUCAAAGCUCCCAUCAGUUCCUCGUCAAGAUACAACACAAAAGGGGCCGAACAUUUUAACAGUUGUGUUGCCUUUAGUUGCAGUAAUCCUCUUGCUCGUCACCAUUGCUGUCAGUAUUGUUAUAGUGAGGAGGAGGAAGAAAUUUGCGGAACUUCUUGAAGACUGGGAACUCGAGUAUGGACCUCACCGGUUUACAUACAAGGAUUUGUUCAAGGCAACCAAAGGUUUCAAGGAAGAACACCUUCUUGGUGUCGGAGGUUUUGGUAGAGUUUAUAAAGGCAUUCUUCCUUCAUCCAAGCUAGAAAUAGCCGUGAAGAAAAUCUCUCAUGAAUCGCAACAAGGUAUGAAGGAAUUUGUUGCAGAGAUAGUGAGCAUGGGAAGGCUAAGACAUCGUAACUUAGUUCAGCUCCUUGGCUAUUGUCGGCGUAAAGGAGAGCUCCUCUUGGUUUAUGAGUUCAUGCCUAAUGGAAGCCUCGAUAAAUUCCUAUUUGGAGGAAAGAAGAAAAUGCUUGGUUGGAGCCAGAGAUUUCAGAUAAUCAAAGGAGUAGCGUCUGGCCUUCUUUAUCUUCAUGAAGGGUGGGAACAGGUGGUAAUUCACAGAGACAUCAAAGCUGCAAAUGUGCUUCUGGAUCAUGACUUGAAUGGAAAACUGGGGGAUUUUGGCCUAGCGAAGCUCUAUGAUCACGGGAGUAAUCCUCAAACAACUCAUAUUGUAGGGACAUUGGGUUAUCUUGCACCGGAGCUUAGUAAAACCGGUAAGGCUACUAUUAAGACUGAUGCCUUUGCAUAUGGGGCAUUUCUACUUGAAGUGGCUUGUGGAAGGAGGCCAAUGGUUAUGCGUGGAACAAUGCCAAAUUUAGUUGAUUGGGUUCUAGAACUUUGGAAGAAAGGAAUGAUCCUAGAAGCAAGUGAUCCAGAUUUAGAAAGUGAUUAUGUAGUGAAGGAGAUGGAGUUGGUGCUGAAAUUGGGAUUAUUUUGUUCCCAUCCUGACCCCGAGGCAAGGCCAACUAUGAGACAAGUGAUGCAGUUUUUAGAAGGUGAUGCUCCCCUGCCAGUUAUGCCUCUGGAUUAUCUAGCUGCUUCAUCCUCAGCGUAUGAUGAAUCUUUUGAUGAUUUCAUCAUGUCAUAUCCUUCAAUAUCGAGCCAUACAGUAUCAGGAAGCUCGUCAUCACAAGUGUUUCGACAAUAAUGUAACUAGUGUUUCCAGUCUAUGUUCCUAUCCUUUAUCUACCCAAGAGUACGAUAAUGUUUGCGCUAUGUGUAAGUAUUGAGAAAUUUUAUCAGCAGAAUGCCUAGGAAAGCAGGGAAACAGUUUAUGAAAAGCUUAUACCACUUAACGAUAGAUAAAGAUGUGUUCUAAUUAGAGAGAUUGCACAUAGUUGAGAACUCAAAUGACUUUCUCAAGAACACAGGCUACACAGUGUUAGCAUACACUGGGGGAUGUUUCACUAGUAUUAACGCAAACAAGCGGCAUUUUCAAUCAAAAGAUGGCUGUAAACUUAUAAAUUUAUUGUUUCAACUUAAAUUUUACAUUCAGAAAUCUACGAACUGACAAGGCCCUAAACUGACUCCAAAGUACUGUGUUAAGACUUGCUUUUUACACUCACCUCCUGCAAAUUUAAUGCCCUUCACAUGAAAUAGCCAUUUUCUUUAUGCUUCAAUCUUGAAAUUUCAGGCAAACGAAGUGUCAUCAUGGCUAUCUUCCUCCUCUUUGAUGUCAUCAUCCUCCUCUGCAUCUUGACCAGCUCGUUGGUGUGAACGUGAGCAUCAAUUACUCGUGGGGGCCACCCACGUGAUGUUUUUGCGUGAAUUGAUGGAGCCGGACGUUUUUUAUUUCAUCUUCGCAUGAGUACACGAAGCCAAGCCGGCCCACCCGAAUAAUCACAAGGAUAUAUAUAUUCCUAGGUUUC
Asparagus officinalis (garden asparagus) is the source of this 3464-nucleotide messenger RNA. RefSeq names its product L-type lectin-domain containing receptor kinase IV.1-like. Gene Ontology annotation, biological process: protein phosphorylation. Gene Ontology annotation, molecular function: protein kinase activity; ATP binding; carbohydrate binding. The transcript is spliced from 2 exons. NCBI's taxonomy places the organism in Eukaryota, Viridiplantae, Streptophyta, Magnoliopsida, Asparagales, Asparagaceae. Gene Ontology annotation, cellular component: plasma membrane. The coding region runs from base 764 to 2743 and encodes 659 amino acids. The record is from RefSeq and is a predicted model, not a curated record.